CCUCUUUGCUAAGAACGUACUUGCUUCUGCGCAUAUAAUUAAGCCAUGAACGAUAAGACUGUUUAGUGCAAACUCUUCCAGGCGCAAACAAGGAUUGUAUGUUUACUGCGCGACUUGAAGUAGAGAAUCAUGAUUUCAAUGGUCACUCUUAUGUAUACACUGUGACAAGUUUAGAGCGAUCCUAGCCGGCGUACGUGGUGGACUAACACUUGGUUGCAAUACUUACACGCGGGCCUCUUCAUCGCAGCAUACACGGCGCGGCAAGCGAGCUACAAGUAAAGGAAGCGUUGUGAAGUUAGAGCUGGGAGCCAAGCGGACGCUCGUGAAGGUGCUGACGGCUGGGGGUCAGUUACGUCCGCGCUCUCCGCUAAGCUGUCAGCUUUGUAAACACCAACAAGGAGAUUAAUUAACGCGACUGUAACGAGGGCUCGAGAGCGCACACCUUAUACGAGGACCAUCUAAAUUUGCUAAAUGCAGCGUGUCUGUGCUAGCAGACCUUCGAGCAGAACAGUGGACGCGCUAGAGUAGCGGAAUGGCUCAACCACGCGUCGAUGGUAGCCCAGUUGUUAACGGAGAUGACGCCCGAGAUGCGUGCAGCGACAUUAGUGUGUACUGCACUGACGGAGUAGUUAUGCAGUCAGCGCCUGUCAACGGAGGUGGCGUUGACGUACCGGCGGUGUCCUGUGCAUCGUACGUCAAGGGUGUGAGCGGUCCAACCGCUGCAGAUAUGCCUCGCUUACCAGCUUCAUCCGAAUUUGUGGAGAGCCGAUUUUUGCUGCAGCGACAGCAGCAAGCGCAAAAGUCACAGCCAUGGUCCAACAAUCCACCUCAAUCCCGAAAUGUCCGCCGGGAGGACAAUAGCGCUCCGCGUGCCACGAUAUCGCCACGCAUUUGGGAGCCUGUUGCAGCAGCAAUGGCAGUUACUUUGUUGUGCGCUGUUUCCACCGCUGGCUUGCAUCUGGCAUUGUUGGCCUCUCCCGCAAGACCGGUGCAGCUGCUACUGUCACCGUACAGCCUGGGACCUUUUCCAUGGUCAACGGGAAUAAAGAUUGCGGCGGCGCUGCUGGCAAUGCUAACGGCAGUGUCGUACAUCUGGCAGUGGCAGUUGCCAGGAAAGUACGACACAUGGUGGCGGUGGCACUGUUCGUGCCAGCGGCGGAUGAGCUGCCACAACAGCUGUAACGGUUGUGGUGGCAGCAGUUCUGCAUUGGCGUCGGUAUCCACCGCAGAUCCGUUAAUCCCCAUGCAUUCCGCGGUGUCAAUGCCGCAAUCGCUACGGCUUGCACUGUCCUCCCAGCAAACAAGGCCGCAGGAUGCAGCAGGGGCAGGGGCAGCAGUGCCGGAAGCAGCAGCAGCAGUUGGGGAUGCUGGCAUAGCCUGUGCUACUAGCGGCGUUGGUAAUGACGACAGCGAAGGGGAGCUAGGAGAAGGAGGAUCGAACGUCAUAUCGCCUUUUUCAUCCGAGUCCGCUAUUGCAUGCCAUGUCAUUGAGGAUGGAGGCUCAUGGCCUCACCCUCUUCAGCCACAAUCCAAGCAGGAUCUGACGGCUUUGAUGGCUAAGAUCAGUAAGAUGGAUGGCUACCCAGCAAGCCAGGGAGCUAAGUCAGCGCAUGCAGCAACAUCCGGUGGCCUUGGUAGCGACAACGGCAAUGGAGGAGCUGAUGCUGUCUGCAACGGCAACGCUGCCGACGGAGUAGGUAGCGGCGGUGUCAGAGGUGGCAACAGCAGCAGCAGCAUGGGUGCCAGCGGAGGCGGCGUCGGUGGCGAAGGUGACAGCAACGGUUGGUGGCGGCGGAUGGCACUGCCGCCAUUAGGAUCGUACGGAAGUACGACAGGGACGCUGAUGUCGUGGGGUCUGCCAUCCCUUCACAGCUGGGUGCUGCAGAACCAGCAGCCCUCACCAUUGCUAAUGAGCAUUGGCAGGCGCGGUGGCAGCAGCAGCAGUAACAGCUAUAACAAUGGCAAUCCAGAAGCCACAGCCACUCGUGCCGCCCCCGUUGCAGCUCCUGCUGCCAAUGGCGGUGGCGACAGCGGCAGCGGCGGAGUUGGCGGCGCCUGCUGCGCUCGUUGUGCGGUUGGUGGAGUCGGCGAUGACGGCCGCUGUAGCAGAGCUGCUGCUGCUGCUGCCGCUGCUGGCGAGACCUCUGCCGCUGCCGCCGCCGCCACCGCCGCUGCAAACUCGACCUCAGCUGCCACCAACACAACCUCCGCCGCCGCCGCCGCGGCCGUCACUGACCCCUCCCGGAUGAACCUCCUCAGCGAGCAGGGCUCGUCGUUUUUCUUGGCAAAGUCUCACUUUGCUGUCGAGCAAGGCAAUUGCAACGGCAGCGGCAAAAGUGGCGGCGCGUCAGCUGUUAAUGUCAGCGGUGGUAUUGAUCACCCUGGCAGCGGAGGCAGCAGUAACACCAGUGGGAAUGGAAGCGCUGCACCGUCGUUCAUUACAACAGCACCAGCAGCGGCAAGGGCAGCGGCAGCUGCAACAGCGCCGCCGGCAUUUGUUAUGGUAUUAUUGGUCUGCACGGAUUUGUACGGCAGAUUAAAGAAGUUUGCAACAGCCACCUCCGCUGUUACGGCAUCACGUGCGGUGUCAGGCGCUGCAGCAGUGCUACUGUUCCUUCGAAAUCAUCUGACGUACUGCAGACAAAUCCUCGUACGGAUCGGAGCAGGACGAGCAUUUGGCCCGGGCAGCAUUGCCGUCGACAACAGCAACAGCAACAACGGCGGUAGUGGUGGCGGCUUGUACGGCAUUGUUAGCGGCAGCGGCGGCGUCGGAGGCUGCUUUGCAAAAGCCAGCAAUGGGACAAUCAGGCAGAUGGUUUCCGGUCUUCUUCCGCGCGUCGCCAGCGGUUGGACAGCCUCCGCGCAAUCUGCAUCCAGCUCCUGUGCUUCGCUAACUGCCCUGGUAGCCAGCGACCAAGCAACAACCGCUACGACAGUAAUGGCGACAGGAGCUGCAGCUGGUGCCGUUGCUGCCGGUGCUGCGGGUCCGAACGGCCCAUGCAUGACGUCCGCUGCUUCAUCCGCUAAACCACCACCUGCCAAUCCAGUCGCUUCAUCAAUCUCAUGUACGACAGCCACCUCAAUGGCUACAGCCGGAUCAACGCCACUUCCGUUACUGCCGUACAGUUCCCCGGGCGCCGCCGCUACAACAGCUUUGGCUGUAGCUGGUUUCAGUAAUGUAGGCGGCAGUAGCAUGCCCUUUGGCGCACUUGGGGGCACUCCCGGUGGUUGCGGGGGAGUUGGUUUAGGAGCUCGAGGUAGGGGCAGCAGCUGUGGAAGCAUGGGUGGGGGCGCGGGAGGGUCCGCGUCAAACACGCAUGCGCUGUUUCUCCUUGGGUCGAAUGCGGACGCAGCAGCGGCGGCUGCUGCUGCAGCGGCGGCUGCAGCGGAUCGCAAGCCGGCAUUUUCAGACUUGCCGGCCAACGCGGGGCGCGUGCGGGUGCUUUCAGUGGAUGAUGAGCCCGUUAAUCAGCAGGUGAUGCGAGCGCUGCUUUGGGCCGCAGAAUACGAUGUGCUCGAGGCACGUAGCGGGGAGGAGGCGCUACGGCUGCUGCAAGACAGCGAGGUGUUGCCUGAUUUGGUGCUGCUGGAUGUGACGCUAGGAGGCAGCAUCAGCGGCUUUGAGGUUUGUCGUGAGAUCCGCCGCGAGUACUCGCCGGGGGAAUUGCCGGUCAUCAUGAUCACGUGUUCCUCGCUUGAGGAGGACGUCAUCCGGGGGUUGGCGGUUGGAGCUAACGACUACAUGAUCAAGCCGCUCCGAAACCUCGAGCUCAUGGCGCGAAUUAAGACGCAACUGGCGCUCAAACGCAGCAUCAAGGUAGCCGCCGAGGCGCGUGUCAAUAUGUCGCUGCUCGCCUCCAUUCUGCCCGCCAAUGUCAUUCGCCAGCUCAAACAGGGCGUCACACUCAUAGCUCAGUUCCAUCGGGAGGUCACUAUCCUGUUCUCAGACAUCCGCGGCUUCACCAACCUAGCCACCGAGUGGCCCACCGAGCAGAUCAUCAUCAUGCUGAACACCAUGUUUACCGCCUUCGACCAGCUGUGCGAGCAGAUGGGCGUGUACAAGGUGGAGACCAUCGGUGAUGCCUACAUGAUCGUGUCGGGGCAUGACGGGGUCAGCGACCAUGCACCUCGCAUGUUGCGUAUGGCUGCUGCCAUGAUAGCUGCAGUGGCGGACAUGAGGGGGUUCGACGGCCGAGAGCUGCAGAUUCGUGUGGGUGUGCACACGGGGCCGGCUCACAGUGGGGUUGUGGGUCUCUCCAGGCCGCGCUACUGCUUCUUCGGCGACACCGUCAAUACGGCGUCGAGGAUGGAGAGCACGGGAUUCCCGAUGGCCGUACAGGUCAGCGAGUCGACGCUCCGCGCCGUCAAUUCGAGAUCCGAAUGGGCCGAAGAGUUCAAGUUCGCUUCCUGCGGACCAAGAGACAUAAAGGGCAAGGGGAUCAUGCACACCUACCUGCUCCGUGCCGGACUGUACGAGCAAGGUAUUGCUGAGCUGACAGUCGCCGCCGCUGCUGCUACUGCUGCUGCUGGCGCCACCACAGCUCAGCGGCGGCGGCGAAGCAGUGUCGUACUGCUGGAAAAUACGGCAACGGCGGGACGACUCACAGUAACAACGGCGGCAGAUGAGAAGGAGGCAGCGACGGCAGUACCGGUGACCGCGCCGCCCAUAUCGCCGUCAACACCUCUCUCACCGCCGCAAUUGCAGCCUCGCUUUCCGCCGUCCCAGCCGACGCUGCCGCCACCGUCGGCGUCUCCUCCGCCGACAGUGCCGACGACGGCGCUGCUGCCGCCGCCGCCGUCCGCAGCCAUCCCCAUGCCUGUCCCUGGCAGCAGCGGCGCCGUCGCUUCUGUCGUACCCGACAUGACUUCAACGGCGGGAGCGGCAGCGGCGGCGGCCGCGGAAAUGUUAAUGCCGUCGCCUUUCCUUAUGCCGCUGCCCAGAGGAAUCGUCAGCGAUGGUGGCUAUGCGGGUGCUGGAAGUGUCGGCGGUAGCAUGAGUUAUGGAGCGGCGGGGCUGGUGUUAACAGACUUGGGGGCAGCCGCCAUGUCAACCGACAUCAACGACCCGUCCUUCAAGAAAUCCUCUUGGCGCUAUCAUCAUGCGCUGUGCUCUGGACUUGAUUGCGCGUCGAGUGUGGCGACAACGGCCGCUUGCCACGAUCAUAAUGGGAUUACCGUGCUUGAUCCAUUAGAGUCGCUGGAGCACCCGCAGCCCACCAACAGUCUCCCGGGCGGCGGCGGCAGCCACGGCGGCGGCGGCGGUACGGCAGGUCCAUGGCGCUUCGCCAACGUCAGCAGCUGCAGUACAGCUGGCGGCGGCGGCGAUGAUGCUGCUUUUGGCGGCGGCGGCGGUGGGGAGGGAGGAGUAGGAAGCUUUCUAGGAUGCGCUGUGCUUGGAACAAGUCUUUCGUCCCCCUAUAACCAACCACCACAGCUGACGGCUGCUGCAGUAUCUACAAUGGAAACCUCCCGGCUGACCUCGCCAGUGCUAUCCGCCCGCACUUCCGUCGACUUCAGCGCCCUGGGCACGUCGGCGACAACUGCCGGCGUCUUGAUGAACCACCAGCAGCAGGCUUGGUGUCGUACAGCCUCGGUGGCGUCGUACGACAAUGCUGCCUCCGGCAGCGCGACGCCAGCAACGGCACGGGUCAUUGCUCCGCCACGGCGGCAUGGCGGCGGCAGCGGCGUCUUUGCAUAUGCCGCAGGCGCCGCCGCCAACGCCUUGAACCCUUCGUACGAGCAGCAGCCACACUGGUGCAGGGAGUUAAGACGCAGCAGCAGAAGGACGAGCGAGGAGCUCUCUCGCGCAACAGCCGCAGCAGGCGGUGACGGUGGCGGCGGAGGCGGAGGCAGGGACGGCGUGGCGGUGGCGGCGGAGGCGCUGGCGGAGGCGGUGGACAGCGCAUUGUACGGCAUCACUGGCGGCGGCGGUGGCGGCGAGCACUGCUUGGCGACGGCGCAGAAGGCCUGUGCCACGCCGCCGCCGACGGCAAAUGCGCAUGCGUCCAGGCUUUACCGUCCAUCUUCGAGCCAUACUGGGCUGGUCACGACGCAUCAACGAGUGUCGCACGACAGAGCAGGCACCAGCAGUAACAGUGUCGACCGUACGGCAGCCCACGUCCGAGCCACAACCGCCAACGGUCGUCUGAGCAGCACGUCUGGGCACUCGCACAACGGCAGUAACUACGUCACCCAACGCGGUUGUUACAACUACCACACCUACCACAUAGGCGGCGCCGUUGAUGGGACAACGUACAAUGGCCAGGGUCUGUAUGAAAGCAAAAGGAGCAGCGGCGGCGGCGGCCUUGCCUCUGCAACUGCCGUCGCUGCAUUGACCAGCAAGGCCCUGAUCGAGAAAGACUUUCACGACCCAGCUCAGUGCGACGGCCCAACUGCUACAGCCGUUGCCAUGCAUGCUAGCGCUCCUGCUACUACAGCACCUGCCACGCGCACCCUUGCCACCACCAUCGCUGCAUUGUCCUCGGCUACAGCCAAUCCCCAUAGCGCCUCCGCCGCUGCAGCAACAGCACCAGCAGUAGCAGCAGUGACCUCUGAGGACUGCAAUCGCACGGCCAUGUCUGCCCCGAGCCUCAUCUGCACACCCGCCGCAGCUCCUGCCGGCGCCGACGCCGCUGUCACCACGGUCAGCACGACUACAGGACAGCUGUCCAACGCCACAUUCGGAGGAUGGCUGUCGACCGCGCCGCCAGCGGCGGCAGUUGCGGCCGCCGUAUCUUCGCAACGGCCGAACGAGCCGUCAAUACGUAACGCGUCUCAUUGUGGCGGUGGCGGUGGCGGUAUCCUUGCCAGGCUUGUCGGCAAUGCAGCAGCAGCAAUCACUCGUCGGCGUCCCACGACAGCGAUGGGUUUGGUUACCGCCGGCACUGAUAGUUCUGCUGGCGCAGCAGUUGAUAUGGUUGGCGCUGCGUCGGCUUACCCUUUAACCACAGCUCCAACGGAAACCGUUACCUGCGGGGCAACAACCCAACUGCAAGCAGGCGAGGGCAUCAGUGGCAUCAGCCGCAGCGGCGGUAGCGGUGGCGCCUCAGAGAAGGUCAUCAGGCGAUGCCUUGUACGACAUCGCUCAAUGGGCCCUUCGGGAUCAAUUGUCACAUCGGCCGCCGCUGCCGCCGCCGCAGCAGCCGCAGCAAUACCGAUGUCCGACCCUGCUGGAGACACUAUUGCUGCCGCUGCUGCUAAGGGUAGCUGUGGCGUAAGAGGAAGAGGUGCGGAUUUAGUGACCAGGGGCGAUGACUUGGUGAACCUACCAACAGCAGGAGGAGAUGGUGGUGAUCUUAUCAGCAUCAGCGGCAACGGUUGGGCGAACCUGUACAGCCCUCAUUCAAGACCCCGUUGGGAUUGCCAAAACGUCCAAUUGGAAAGCCUGGACCCCUCUGCGCACUCUGGAGCAGCUGAGGGCAGUAAUGGCAGCCGCGGUGGCGUUCGUGAGAAGGGCGUGAAACCGGGGUGUGCAGUACAAAGUCCUGACGCUGGUGCUGCAGGCGCCGAAGGAGCGGUAGGAGCGAUGCCCGCCUCCUCCGGCAACAGUGGCAGAGGCAGAGGCAGUCUGCAACGUGAUGGCACGCCUGUAUCUCAACCUACAUCCUCUUCCUCCUCCCCGCUUGGCCGGCCACUACCGUCAUCUCUGCCACCUAUGCUGCCUACAGCGCAACAGGCGCCCACUGCAGCGCCAGCAGAGGCGGCGGCACAGCCACAUCAUCACCAUCUUCAAAAUCACCAUCAUGGCCUUCAUCACAGGCAGCAGUUCCUGACGCGCUCAACUUCCUCAUCCGCCUCCCAGUGCGUUGUUGGAGGGCGAACCUCCCUUGACGUCGCGCAUGACAGCACCUGCAGCGGUGUUGGUGUCGGUGCUGGUGGCAGCAGCGGCAUUGGCGGAGUCGCAUCCGGAGGGCCUAACGCACCUUCGCCAGAUGCUGCAACCCAACGCAGCGGAUGGACGCUGUACGGACUCGAACCGGAUACCUCCCAGGAUGCAGCUGCAGCGGCGGUUGCUGCCACUGCCAAGCCGAGAAUCCGCACCAGUAGCAGCAGCAGCGGCGUCGGCGUCGGCGGCGGUGGCGACGGCUGCACCCCCUGCAACAGGCCUCCAAGCUUGGGUAACCACGAUGGGGUUCUGCUGGAUGCAUUGCUCGCCAGCAGUAGCAGCAACGGUGGCGGCUGCAUCAGUAGCAGUGCUGCAAGCGGCUGCGGCUACAGCCCUGUGGUAGCAGCAUGUAAUCGUGCUGCUACCGUUGCUGUUAAUGGUAAUGCUGGUGUUGCUGCUGCUGGAGGUAUUGCGGCUUCCACUGCCGACGACGGUGGUGGUGGCGGUGGCAACGGUGGAUUGGAUAUAGCCCGUAUGCUCGCUCGUGCUUCUGAGCUAGCGAUGCCGGCGACAGUGACGCCAGCGACGAUGACCACGGCGGCACCGACGGCGGCGGCGAGUGCUACUGCCGCUUCCAACGUGACUGGCGCCGGUAGCGGCGGCGGCGGUGGCGGAGGUCCUGUGAGCCGGAGCAGCAGCAGUAAUGGCAGCAGUGGAAAUGGCAGCGGUGGUACGUCCGUGGCAGUGCAGCAGCAGCACACGGUGGUUGUGAAGGCCCCUCCUCCUCAACAUCAUCAUCGGCAGCAGCAGCGGCAGCAGCAGCAACAACAAGAACGUCAGCAACACCAGCAGCAGCAGCCACGGCCGCCUCACCAGCACCAUCAGCAUCAACACCAACAGCAGAUGCAGCCACUACCGCCAUCCGCCCAACGCGUCCUUCACCUAUUCCACGCUCCCGUGCCCCGGAGGCUGGACCCGGUCGAGGAGUGCGGGUAUUCCUCCUUCACCACUGACGCCUCUUCCAACGUCGGCGGCAGUAGCCUAACCAAUGGCGGCGCCACCACCACCACUACCACCACCGCCGGCGGCGGCGGCGGCGGUAGCGACAGCAGGCAGGGUACGACAAACACAACCAUUACGACAAAUCCUGCCGCCACCGCCACUACCCCUACUGCUGGUGGUACAGUCGUUAGCGGCGGCGGCAGCUUUGCUGCCACGUCAUCUUCUUCCCUUGGAUGCAGAGUGGAUGCCCCUUACGCGUCAACCUAUGCUUCUACCUCUGUUGCUGCAGCCGCCGCUGCAACUGUUAGAGCUGCUACCGACAGUGCUACGGGCAGUGCUACAUCUGGCAGCAGGCACUUACUGGUUUCCAGCGGCUUUGCCACUGCCGCCACCACCACCAGCAGCAACAACAACAACAACAAUGACCGUAGCAGCAACAGCAUUGGCGCUGGUGCGUCACGCCGCCGCCCCAAGUCGCUGUUUGCAAAGUUUAAGAAGGCCCUUCGUCCAAGCAGUGCAAGCGGCGAACGCAGCAGACAAAACGGGUGACACGUCGAGAAGCGGCUUUGUUACUGUUGCUCUUGGGGGUACGCGGGGACGGGAAAGAAGGUAACUGCCGAUGAGGGUUGUACACCCUUGACCCAGAGGCAUCCCGUCAGUUGGUUAACCCCGGGCCGAAGGCUUCUCCCCUUGUGCCGCCUACACCCAGCAUAGUGUGUACCAGCAGCAAAUGCGGAUGGGAUGGCAUGUGGUGCAUGACAGCACUGAAAUAAGCGUGGAAAAACAAAUAGGCUGGAUACACUGUUUGGGUGUGGUUAUGGUUAGGAUGUUUAUGGGUGUUCUCGGCAGGAAGUCUAUUUGGUCAGUUCAUUAUUCUAUGCAAGUGCGGGAAGUAGGAUGCAUGGCCCGGGUAUGCAGCCACCAUACCCUGCAAACGAUGUAGCUGGCAUGUAUGCCUUGUGAUGUUAUGUGAUGAGCGAGAGUGUUUAUUCGCAACUGAGCGACUGUUUGUGUGUUUGAUUGCGGAGUGCCGGCAUCGUAAUGGCAAUCAAAGGCAGUGGUGCGAAAGACAAUGAUAGGGAUGAAUGUGAUGACACAGUCCGCAACUGCGCACACCCAGGCCCGUUUUGUCAACACAGUCCUCGAUUCCUCGUGUUUACUAAGGAGGCGCGGCGGCGAAGGUUGUCCUGAUGAUGGCCAGCAGAUGAGCGGUGAAAGUGACUUCAUUUCAAUUAAUAUAUUCCUGAUGGAGGGAGAGACGAUGCGUUGCCCCAGUUAAAGGGGCGGGUUGGAGAGAAAUCUGUUAAGAAGUGGAGGAAGAGAGGUGAUCAUCAUUUAAGAGGCGAGGGGUGAUGCGCUAAAUAUAGGAGGGAAGGCGGUCGUUAUACAGGAGCGAGGCGAUCAUUAUACUACAGGAGGGAGGUGAUCGAUUACUUACAGGAGGGAACAGUAUUUAUGGGGGAACACAAGUGAGUGGGUACCUAGGAUAGUUCGAACACACGAGAGCGCGAGAGAGAGCACAGUGCCCGCCCGUUCGUGUGUACGAGGCGCUUGUGGGGUACGGCGAGGAGGAUUUCGAUGACAGCAGCGCACAUGUACGCCUGGCGAGGCGCGUCUGAGUGGCGUUGUACGGUACUCGCGCGUCGUGCGUAGAAGUGUGGGAAAGGGCAGGAGGCGGAGUAUCGGCAUGAUACCGCACUGCUUGUGCCCGAGCGGACAGGUGCUUUUAUGAGCGAGAUUCCCUGACUCAUCAGUUUCUUCAGGAGGGAAGAGAAGUAUGGGAACUGUUUUGAUGCCGAGUUUAUUUAGGGCCCCAUGUGUGUGCUUUGGGAUUCACGCGCAGAGCGAGAGGGUAUUAUGUGGAAGUGUGUCUUGUUAGGGGAUGAAACGGUGGUUACCUACCUGUAGGUGGAGAUGUUAUUUCCCGGAAGCAGACAGCACGUCAAACUGCAGCAUUAGGUUUGUGACUUGCAGGGGUAUUGGCUGCUGGUCGUCGGCCGUUGUGUUCAUUUUGUCGGGAUUCAACAUGUCUGCUAGUUGCUUUGCCGUGAAGACUUUGCUUCCAUGUCAACGUUUAGGACGGUUGCUAUGUAUGUGCAAAACGAAACUGCGAGCCGGGUGGGCUAAGCAGGUUGGUCUGAGCACACUUGCGAACCGGAUGCGUUCAGUGUGAAAAUCAUGGGCGGGCGAAGGCUGUAUGCGUAGGUUUUGGCGAUGCCAGGUUUCAUUGUAGGUUUUUACGAGGGUUUUAACUCGUUUUCUAGUGGCCUAUGCGUCUUGUUCGUAUUUGUUAGAAGGGGCAGCCAAGUACAUGUAGGCACUUCCAAGUUCCUAUUUUGCUUACUGUGGCUGUAGCGGCUUUUAGCGCAUGCAGAGCUUUUAUUUCCCGCUGGUGACCCGUGGGUCAGUGCUCCGGUCGUGAUUCGACGGUCAUUCUCCUUACAUGCUUUCGUCAGCUGGACUACUACUAGGUGUUGCGCCACCGCUAGCUUCUGCUUUUGCGCUGUAUUUGGAAUUAGACGGAGCUUUAUAGUAAGGAGCCGUUACUGGUAACAAGUUUGCUUAGCUUCUGGUGCUAAGUGGCUCAGGUGGCUCAGGGGGGAGGAUAUGAGGUACUGGAAGGGCCGCGGUAGGGGUCGCAGGGGACAGAGGAGGGGUGCUUUGGGCCGGCCGGUUGUUGCCUUUGUGUCCAUGCUUGCCCACAUGUGGUAGCAGGUGCUCUACAGAGGAAGCUAUCUAUCGGAUAACUGCUGGCAAACUGUUGCUGGUCCAGGAACUCGUUGGCAGUGCUUUCGGUGGGCUGAGGUGUAACAGAAUUAACCGUUGGUGUUAGUUGGUACGUUCUGUGCAUGGACACAACAGAAAAGGACGGACGGUUGGAGUUCGUUGGUGUCAUACAGCAAGUGUUGAGUCAAGUUUGAGGUUUGAGCCUUUUGGAACUGCGUUUAGGAGGGAGAGGAGAAAGGGGAGGAGAGCGGUUUGCAGAAGAUGGGGAAGGAAGUGAUGCUGUAUGGAAGCAAGGAGGGAGGGGUCAUUGUUAUAUUGCACUGCAUUACUAAUAAGCGGUGGUGCAACGUGGGGCUCAGUUUUGUAACGUGAAGAAUAAGAGCAGGUUUGUUUUAGAGUCAGCUUGUUACUCGAAAGGCGUCAAAAAGAAGCGGUUCUGACUGUUGCAUAGCAGGUGGGAUUGACAUGGAGAGGAGGCCUGUCUGCAGGUCCGGCCACAAUGGAAAGGCAGGGCUAUUUGCCACAUGGUACCUCUUACUUAGCUUGAUACCAUGUAGCCCUUUGAAAAUAUUGUACCC
Molecule: messenger RNA, 12132 nt
Organism: Astrephomene gubernaculifera
Lineage: Eukaryota; Viridiplantae; Chlorophyta; Chlorophyceae; Chlamydomonadales; Astrephomenaceae
Source: the annotation of a GenBank genome assembly